GGCUGAGCAGAUGGAGUUUAGCCAUUAUCAGGUACAGUACGCACAUCUGACGCUCCGCACUCGCUGCCGCUGCUGUCACUGAAAAGAGGCGUUGCGCACGCAUCAGCGGACUCAACUUUGUGGAUCUCACUCUGACUUUGUGUUUUCCCUUCCACAGCAUUUCCUAUUGGAGGCUGGCGCUUCUUUUCCAGACUUUGGAGUUUAUUUGUAUGGGACGCUGAGACUGGCAUCGGUCGAGCUGUGAUUUUUAUUUCCAGUGCGUUUGCCUGUUUUGAGUUGAAACAUGAGCGCGAGUGGAGACGCGAUGGCGAUGUUCGGGAUGCAUUUAGCGGAGGAUCAGAUUAAAGUUCUGGAGGAGAAUUUCACGAAGGUCAGCAAACAUCCCGACGACGCCACACUGAUGCUGAUCGCAGCGGAGUGCGGGCUGAGCGAAGAAGAGACAGCGAAAUGGUUCAGGAUGCGAAACGCUCUGUGGAGGAAAGCAGAAGGUCUCCCUGCUGAACUGGGAUCAGUGAAGGACUGAUAGAAGAUCUUCAUGCUCUUCUUGUUUUCUUGCUGUUGUUCUCUUUCCGCUCCAGUGAUCGUUCAGUAGACCACCACACUGUCUCUUUUAUUUGAGGAUGUUUUCUGAAGUCUGAAGACUGAUAUGAGUCUUAUUUUAUUUUUUUAUUAAUUUUAUCUAAGUUGCUCAAAGCAAACUGUAUGUAUGCCAUAUAUAUAUUUUAUUGCCCUAAUAACUAUAAAAUGUUCGUAAAUAAACUAAAUGUAAGCAGCUGUAUAUAAAGAAUUGCAUCUGUACGUUCAGGGUUUGAUUUCAUGUGUCAAAUAGAGCUAGUUUGCUUUCUCAUUAAGAGAAUCAUCAUGGAGCUGAGAAACGUUAAAGUUACACUUUAUCUGUAUCUUUAUUUAUAAACCUAAAAAUAACAAAAAGGUCUCUUUAUCAUCUCAAUUGUUUGUGCUAGACACUAAUAUGAGAUUAAAUGGAGAACAUACUGA
Labeo rohita (rohu) is the source of this 996-nucleotide messenger RNA. It is a transcript of the gene hopx, whose product is annotated as HOP homeobox. Gene Ontology annotation, molecular function: DNA binding. Gene Ontology annotation, cellular component: nucleus. The coding region runs from base 284 to 523 and encodes 79 amino acids. The record is from RefSeq and is a predicted model, not a curated record. Gene Ontology annotation, biological process: cell differentiation; regulation of transcription by RNA polymerase II. The transcript is spliced from 2 exons. Lineage: Eukaryota; Metazoa; Chordata; Actinopteri; Cypriniformes; Cyprinidae.